CUCGCGUUUACUAUAUGCCCAUUUAUUUGUAGUAUAUAAAUCAGAAUGGCUAAAUUAUCGUUUCUAAACCUUGUAACCGUUUCUUAAAGAACGCGACUCUAAAACUGCGAUGGACUAAGUAUAAUACUGAACCCUCCUAUGUAUAUAUAGCAUUCAGCGCGUAUCGGUUGGUUCAUCAGUUACAGUACUUUGCUUUUACAAGUUGGUAUAUUUGAGGAAAGAGUCCGUAUAAUCGCUACAAGUAACUAGUUACACCAUCUUUUUGGUGAAACCGAUAAGAGUAAUUAAGUAGAGUUACUGAACUUCAUUAUUAGUUGUAUACCGGUCUAGCUGGAAAAAACGCAAAAAGCUAUUGCAAAUUUAUUGAUUUUUUCGGGUUUAAUAAGUGUGUGUAAAAAAAUAGGACAUAAAAAUCUUUUACCGCGUGCCUUCUAAAUUGUGUCUUUAAUAUAUACUGUUUGCGGAUUUCGGAUAAAUUGUGUUGUGAUAAAUUAAUUAAAAAUAAAAAUUUCGGAUACAUUAAGUGCAAAUAGUGUGGACCUACGUAAACCCUUUUGCUUAGUAUUCCUGGCGCUUAAGACUGUACUAUUAUAAGGGACUCAUAGAAUUUUGUUUGCAAAUUGUGGUCUGAAUACUUAACGUACAUUAAAUGAAUACAUACAACCAAGUAUGGUUUGAGUAUUUUUUGCCGUACAUGUGAAACGAAAGGUAUGCAUUUUUGCUAGUGUGGAAGUACUUAUGAAUCGGUCAGUAGAUUCUCGACAAGCAAAACAUUCAUCGUAGUCAUCGAUCGUUAAAAACGUAUAAUUAUUGCACGAACAAAUACUUUAUAGGCCCAGGUGUUUAAGUUUUUUUCACAAAAGAGGCAAGAUGUUAAAAUAAACAGCUAUUAUUCAAUAAACAAACGGAAUUCUUACAAGUUACGGAAGUUGUAACAUGAGGGCAGUCCAUUGACCUAACAGACAACGCAACGUUUUACUCGAAUUCGAGCGCAAGUUAUUAUGCUUCCGCCAUUACUUUUUUUUCGGCCUUAUUUCAUCCUUUAGUCAAUUUGCUUAUUCUUUCAGGGCACAAAUUCAGCCAAAUGUGCUGUUGAGAAACUUAUCCAGUCUCGUCAUUUGAGCGUCGCAUAAUAGAGUUUCAUUUGCCAGUAAUGAGCAAAGAUAAUCCUCUGUCAAUGCAAUUCGACCUGGAGAAUGUAACGGGUGAAAAGAAACUUUCCGUUCAAACAUUAACGCGGCGGUUUUAACUGCUUGCGCCCUGCGUGACCUGAUGUGAAAAAGGAAAGCGGUGAUAUUGCGUCGUUUAUCGGGUUCUUUCUGUCCUAUAGUGCCGUUUACUUGAUGCAACUGGGCCAUAUAUAUGUAUGCUUGUUAACCGUCAUGUUGUUUCCAAACAUUACCCAGUGUGAAAUGCCUUUUUAGUCCUGAUAAACUUCUUCGAGCAUUCCUGUCAGUUAUAGAGUCUUCGUUCUAUAUGCAUAAAUACCCACAAUUCUUCGCCAGUAUUUCCACCAAGGUAAAGAGUUAAAGGGAGUAGACGUAGAAAAUGUACUUUUGUUUACCUUUUAGACAUUCAUUCUGGGAGCCUGAAUACGACGACAAAUUUACAAACGCAUCUAGCAUUGUAGAAUUGACUAGAUCUUUAAAUAGUUGAAAUCAUUGUCCACUUUUAAAGAUGCUAAAUAAACGGAAAUAUUUAACAAUUUCAAGAGUCAGGUGCGGGAAGAAAUUAUCGACAAUGCAGCUCACGGCUUUUUGCUGGACGAGAACUAGUAAGUUUUAAGUGCAAAUGAUAUUAGCGCUUUGCCCGUUGGGCAUAAAGGCACCCGCCUGGUUUGGCGAAGCUUAAUGUGGUACUAUUACUGUUAUGUCUGAAGAACUGUUUGGACAAUUUGGUUUGUAUCAAGAUGGUUUGUUUGCUCAUGGGUCUAAUUUAUUUAAGCUAUCGUGUGUUAAUUCUACGCGGGGUCAUCUCGUCGUCUUCGUCAUGCAGGUAAAUACUCAAACGGACUCAGAAAAAAACAAGCAGGUCGCGCCCCAGUAAUUCUAACACCGUAAAAUUUGGGCUCGUUGUAUCAUGUGCAGUGAUGCUGUUAGCCUGCAUAUCACUAGUGGAUGCCGGAGACUCGAUAAACUGCACGUGGUUUACCGAGCCUCGAGGAGUUCUCACAACGCCAAACUUUCCCGGGCCAUAUGAAUUGCCCUUAAAACUGUGCUACGUCAUCAAGCGCAGACCAGAUACUUCUGCAGGGCAGCAAAAGACCGUCAUUUAUUUCACUCAAUUCUACCUUUUGUCAGGCGUAACCAUUGAGACAUAUGACAAGUUUGCUGGUCUUGAGUCACCGGUAAACUCUGGUCGAGCGGUGGCGUACCAACCUGUGGCAACCGAUCGGCCAACGGAAUUGGAAAUCCAGUCUCAAUUUGUUGUGAUUUCGGUCGAUAUCGAUCGGAUACCGGGUGUCAAUCUGCGCGUUUUAUAUGAACUUAUGGACGUGCACGGUUUCAAUAUCACUUAUGAGGUCAUUCCGGAUUCACAGCCUACCCGGCUAAAUUACAGUCAACCAGGAGAUAAGGAACUUGAACACGAUGUGUGUAUUCUUGAUCACUGCAGAUUUAACGGCUGGUGUCUGGCAAAUGCGAACUUCACCUCAUAUGAGUGCCGCUGCUUUAAUGGCUUCCGGGGACCCAACUGUCAAUAUUCCAAGCGGUGUAGUCCUGAGAAAAACCGUUGUAAUGGUGGUGGGUGCGAGCAUCAUAUUGGAGGCUCCACGUCGGUCUGCCUCUGUCCUAAAAACUUCACUGGAAAAGUGUGCGAUAUCCGACUAGAGGAAGAUCCCUGUGAAGCGAAAAACUGUCCUAUCGAUCAAAGGAGCGCGUGUGCAUUUAAUAAGCAAAAUAAUACUCGCUGUGAAUGUAUGGCUGGUAAUAAAUUAAAAGGCUGCAGUUGCGAAUCCGGUUAUCGAUUUAGCGAUAAUGGUACUAACGGUAACUGUGAACUAGUGGAUUUCGUCUGGCUUCAAUGGCAUAUCAAAGGAACUAUGAAUGUCGACAUGGCUAGAGAUGAGCUUUUGAGAAUGCCGCACGUGCUAAAUGUAACUGUCCUGAAGACUUCGGACGAGAAGGACAUCACCACGCGGUUUCAGUUGCAAGUGGUCAGGAAACAAGCAGCUGAAGUAAAGCAGGCAUUAUCCCGCAUCGGUCAAUCGUACAAGUUAGGCGGUUCGCUUCAGAGUGAGCCAUUUCAGGAAGAUGAUUUAGUUAUAACCGCUCUUGUUUCAAACAAACUAUUGCCCGUUCGCGAAGGAAUUGAACCAGUCGUAUUAUCCUGCGAGUUCCGAGCUCCUGAAGGCUUCAAAGUGCAUUGGUAUAAGGAUAAUGCCUUAAUAAAUCCAUCCGUCUGCCCUGGAAAUUUGUGGCUUGAGAGCGGUCAGCGCACUCCUUCUGGUGUUUACACGUCUUAUCUGGGCCUUGACCGAGUGCAAUACAUUGACAAAGGUCGCUUUACUUGUGAAGUUCGACAUGGAAACGAAGUUCGUAAGCGAAGUCUGCAAAUGCUUAUCAAGAUGGUUCCUGGUGGUCAUGUAACGCCCUUGGCGCAAAGCGUCCAGGUUGGCCGAAGCCACGAACUAACCUGCACACUUCGUGUAAUUGAAAAAGUGCAGUAUCGUUGGUUUAAGAACACCAUUCGUGAUGAAUCCGUACUUCGUGGACGUUCAGGCAGCGUCGGUGAAUCUCAUCUGCGUAAGAAAUGGGUCCAAAUACCCCCUAAAGGUCACCUUUCCGAUCCCGAAUACAUCGAACUCCUCUAUCCAGCCUAUUCUAGACUUGUGAUUCCGGCGGUCUCGUCAUAUGCGGAAUAUCAAUGCCAGAUUGAGGAUUCUUCGGGCACUACCACUGCGGUUUACGCGCAUGUCUUCCCAUACGACAAUUCAUCCCAGUACUGCCCUAUGGAGGAAUAUAUGGGGAUUUUGUGGAACAGAACUGUGUUGGGUGGACACGAUGUGCAAGCAUGCCACUUGCCUUGGGGCCCGGCAAAAGGUGAUGCUCGUAGACGAUGUUUUAUGCAGGAAGGCUUCGACACACCUCGAUGGGAAAUGCCGGACUUUUCUGAGUGCGCUUAUGAUGAAAUCUACAAUAUACGAAAGCAGGUUCUAGCGUUGGCCCGAGGCUAUCAAUUAACAACAGCCGUGGGUGCCUUGCGUUCGCUUCAACGCUAUAUCGAAGGACGGCGUGGUGCUCUUCUCCCGGGAGAGGGCAACCACAUCAUGGAGACUCUUCAUGAAAUUCUCGAUUAUGAAGAGGGCCUUCGACCGGGACACCCAGAACGGUUUGACAGGAAAGAAGCAUUACAGUUAUUCCUAGAUUGUAUUGCGAUGACUUUCAGCGUUGCUAAUUCCGUCUUGGAUGAACGUUUUUACGCGAAGCUGAACGAAAUCAUUCCGCAGUUUGUUAUAAGCUCUCUCGAUGAUCAGCCGGCCGAUGCCGAGUUUAAAUACAGUCAUAAGUUAUUUGAUAUCUACGCCCAUGUCUUUAAAGUCAUCGUACCUUCAGAAGGUAACGUAGCUGUAUAUGAAGCAAGCCUGGAUGAAAUGGGUGUCGCUGGAUAUCUCGUGCGAUCGAAGGAAGAGUCUGACGGUGACAAAACAAUACUGAGCCUUUGGGUUCCGAAGUCACUUACCCAAGACUACCUGUCCCGCCUCGAUUGGCUACAGAAUCAAGGUAAUCGUAGUUUACGGUCCAAAAUGGUGAACUUUAGAGCUGCUACGAAGUUUAAAAACGGUUCAGUCCAUUUUUGUGAUCGGGACGAGCUUCACGUCAACUUCCGAAUAAUGCCGACAAUGAACUCAACGUUAACGUGUGCCUUGAUUUUGGACGGAAGCGAAGUGUCAUUUGCUCGUGCCGAACUGAAUCGGGUCGGUCCAAAUGAGUUCUCAUGCGCCCUCGGGAUACCCCGCCAUCGCCAAGCAACCAUGGUGGCACUUUACGAAGGUCCCGUUCCCGUCACAGUCCGAUUACCAAGUAAAAAUCGGCGAUUACUGCAACUCGUGUGUAGUUCAGGAGGUCUCUUCUUAUCCUUUUUGUGCGCGCUCUCCGUUACGUGCACGACGAGUUGCUGGAAUCUUAUUAAAUGUGUUAAGUGGAACGUGUGUAUGGCGCUGCUUGCCAUGUUCAGCGCACUCCUUGUCGAGUCAUUACCGCUUGUUGAUCAGUGGGCCUACAUCAAGCCUAACUUGAUGCUUCUGCGCCAGUACCUGCUGCUCGUAAUACUCGGCCUACAGGUCGUGGUGCUUCUGUCUGUGUACGCAGAACUGUUCGACAAGAAAUUUCUUCGAGGAGGCGGCGACCUAAAGGGAGAUAUUAGCCGCGCUGUGGCUUCACCCUGGCUUAGUGCUGCCAUUCUCCUCGGAUUUGCCUAUGGCAUCCAGAAGAUCUGGGACACCGACAGUGACUCGUAUUGGGGCACGCUGGAAGCUCAAGUGAGCGUCCCGUCAGCAGCGUUUACACUGUUGACAACAGUGACUGUGUUGGUCUAUGGACUUCUACAUUUCGAAAUUAGUAUUGCCUCUGAGGAACAGGACAAAGGCAGCUUAAUGUCAACUUUGUCAACACUUCAGCGUGGUCUGUUGCGAAGAACAGUACUUGUUGCUGUAGCGGUUUUCAUUCAUGGUAUAACAACAAGUGGCUAUGUGCAGGAACCAACCGGAAACCUUCAAGCGACAACAGCCGUUCUGCUCGCACUUGUUAUAUUUCUUGUUUACACCGCCUACUGUGAAACAGACGUGUUCUACCACGCCGUUUGGGCGCACUACAAAAAGAAACAGGAGGUUAAAUCGAUGGCUAGUCAUUGAGCAAGCCCUGCCUAAAAACCAGCUGCUAAGAGUUGUCUAUUGUACAGUUAUCACGCUUGUGAACCGCUUCCGAGAAUAGUUGUUUAAUGGGAGUUUUCAUUUGUAUGAAUAACGUCUUUCUUCUGCUUUAUAAGCACUUGUACCCUAUAAAAGGGAUGAAGCAUUCUGCUUUAGCAUUCAUCACCGUCGCUGCUGCCGGCGACAAUGGGCUACCGAACGAAAAAGUGAACAAGAUCUAUAUUUAGAUUAGCGUCAACUAACUAGAUAACGAGAAUCAAGCCAUUAGAUUGCAAGCUAUUCAGUGGUACGAGCAGCUGCUGGCAGAUAAGCUAACCUAGGCCAGUUAAAGCCCGUCACCAUUUACAAAAACUUCCAGAGCCACACGUAACGCCGCCAUCCAACUAGGUGUUGCUACAAUUUACAAAAGCGAACGUGUGUCGAGAACUCAAAUGUAAAACCGAUUAAUUGUAAUCUACGAAGAAAGACAAUGUCUUUGACUAUGUAAAUAAACUUUAUCCAAACUAAAGUGUAACAUGUGUUC
This is a messenger RNA of Varroa destructor (honeybee mite), 6392 nucleotides long. RefSeq lists its product as uncharacterized. The record is from RefSeq and is a predicted model, not a curated record. Gene Ontology annotation, molecular function: G protein-coupled receptor activity. Gene Ontology annotation, biological process: adenylate cyclase-activating G protein-coupled receptor signaling pathway. Gene Ontology annotation, cellular component: membrane. NCBI's taxonomy places the organism in Eukaryota, Metazoa, Arthropoda, Arachnida, Mesostigmata, Varroidae.